AUGGAAGCACCACCUUACAGCUCUGAAGGCGCAGAGCUCUCCCUUAACCGGGUCUCUUUCCUCCGCUCCAACACCUCCUUCCUCCGUGCCGCCCUCCCCGCAUCCCGCUUCCUCCUCCUCCGCGGCCUCGACCCCCUCGCAUCCUCAAAAACAAACCUCGGAUGGGUCAAAUACGACUCCGUUUCCUCCCUGAUCGGGAAGCCAUAUGAUCUCGACGAAGAAAAGACCAUCGAGGCCUUUGACUCCCGGGUUAGUGCGCCAACACUCAUAUUCCUCGGUCUCGAUGAGAAAGCCACGGACUCAACGUUCGAGUACAGUGGCGCCGGUGGAAACUACAAGGGGCAGCCCUUCUUUGCACUGGAUGUUAGUCCUAAGGAAGGGGAAUUGAAGGAGAAGCUUGAGAAGGUUGCAGAGGAGGCGGUAAAGGAACCCGGAUAUGAGUUCCGUAAAGUUAGGAUCGACUUGAGUUUGGUUCCAGGUGAUGCCGCGAUUCUGGCGCACGCAAGAAGCUUGAUGGACUGGAACAGCCGCAACCAGUUCUGUGCUGCGUGCGGAGGACGUACAAUCUCGGUCCAUGCUGGAACGAAGAGGACAUGUCCUCCAUUCGACAAGGCGUUCCAAAAGUCUCCAAACGAUGCGUCAUUCGAACGCCCGCCCUGUGUCUCCCGAAAGGGGGUCCACAACAUUGCUUUCCCCCGAACCGACCCCACCGUAAUCAUGGCGAUCCUCAACGCCGCCGGGACGCACCUCCUCCUCGGCCGCCAGCGCCGCUGGCCCCCCAACUUCUACAGCACCCUCGCCGGCUUCUGCGAGCCCGCCGAGUCGCUCGAAGAAGCCGUCCGCCGCGAGACCUGGGAAGAGUCCGGCGUCCGCGUUGGCCGCGUCGUAAUACACUCCACCCAGCCAUGGCCCUACCCAAACAACCUCAUGAUCGGCGCCGUCGGCGAGGCCCUGCCCGACGGCGAGAAGAUCGAGCUCAACCACGACCCCGAGCUCCAGGACGCCCAGUGGUUCCCCAUCGAAAAAGUCAAGGCUGCGCUGGAGGCGCCGCAGAAUGGGCUUCAUGAUGCACCCCCGGAGGGGUAUAAGGAGGGUGAUUUGAGACUUCCGCCGGCUACGGCGAUUGCGCAUCAGCUCAUGUUGGCGGUCGCCAAUGGAUUCCAUCUCCCGUCCUCGGAGGUCGCGGCUACAGCUGCUAAGAUUUGA
This is a messenger RNA of Morchella importuna, 1206 nucleotides long. RefSeq lists its product as uncharacterized. Gene Ontology annotation, molecular function: metal ion binding; NADH pyrophosphatase activity. Bases 1 to 1206 code for a protein of 401 amino acids. The transcript has 6 exons. The record is from RefSeq and is a predicted model, not a curated record. Lineage: Eukaryota; Fungi; Ascomycota; Pezizomycetes; Pezizales; Morchellaceae. Gene Ontology annotation, cellular component: cytosol. Gene Ontology annotation, biological process: NAD+ catabolic process; NADP+ catabolic process.